Messenger RNA from Fomitopsis serialis, 495 nucleotides. RefSeq lists its product as uncharacterized. The transcript has 2 exons. NCBI's taxonomy places the organism in Eukaryota, Fungi, Basidiomycota, Agaricomycetes, Polyporales, Fomitopsidaceae. The record is from RefSeq and is a predicted model, not a curated record. The coding region runs from base 1 to 495 and encodes 164 amino acids.
AUGGCCACGUCCGCAGCUCCCGGCCCAGGACCAUCGACCAGGACGCCCCCGUGCCCCACCACUGCCCCCUCGUCUCCUGUGGGCAAGUCGCGAUUCGGUCCCCAGCUCCUCGCCGCCGCGGCCAAUGCACCCAGAAGCGUGCCGGCCGCUCCCCGGUUGUGGCUCCCGAGCCGUCGCCCACCACGCAGCUCCAGUGACGCCGGCCAACGAGGUGACCGUCCGGAGCUCCCGGCGCCACAGGCCGAGUCCUCCGUCGGUCCAUCGGAGACGAGCGCAGAUGGAAGGGCCCCGUCGCAGGCCACCGUCCCCGGGACGGAGUCACCCCCGCCGAGCACGUCGCUGGCUCUCCCAACGACUUCCGGCGGAAUCACGGGGGUGCCACCUCCCCCUGCGCAAACACCCCCACCUCUCCCCCCACUUCGCCGGAGAGCGUGGAUGUUGUCUCGCCACAUGUGGGCCCUGGGCCUGAAAAAGAAGGUCAGUCGCAAGAGAUGA